AUGAUCAAGUAUGCAUUAAUCCUAUUAAUCACUUGCUACUGUCACAAAGUGUUGUCAACUAAUACAACUGGUCAUAGAUCUGGUUACAUAAUUGGAGGAAAAACAGUGCCUAUAACCCAAUAUCCAUUCAUCGUUUCUUUCCGUAGACAAGGAAUGCACUUUUGUGGAGGAUCAAUUGUGAGUCGACGUUGGAUAUUGACAGCAGCACAUUGUCUAAAUCAUAUAAGUUAUUUAAAUAAGUGUGUGCCAUCACUUAAAAUAAUUGCAGGAUCUAGCAAUUGUGAAAGCUAUAAAAGCGAUAAAAAUUCCCAAGCCAUUAGAGGAAAGAAAUGCAUCCUUCACAAAAAUUACGUGUCAGGAUCAGAACAAAACGAUAUCGGUAUGGUUUACUUGAGAAGUCCAUUACGAUAUACCAAAUAUGUGCAACAAGCUCCCAUACCAUCAAUGAAAAAUUCUCGUAUAGACUUGAGUGAAAAGUAUGACGAAUGUACUGCAAUCGGUUGGGGACGGACUUCAGUUAAAUAUGAUGAUUAUGGAUCAAAUUUUCUUAAAUCUGUUGAACUACCUUUGAUAUCUCAUUCAUCUUGCAGACAAAAAUGGAGACGAUACUCACGCACAGAGAUAAAAGAAACACAAGUUUGCACAUUUUCAAAUCUUUAUGAAAAAGGUGCUUAUAAAGGUGAUUCUGGAAGUCCUCUGAUUUGUGGAGAAAAUCAAGUUGGAAUAACAUCUUUCACAGCAGAACCUGAUAUCGCAAUGCUGCCAAUUGUAUUUACACGUGUUGAUAAAUAUAUAAAGUGGAUUAAAAAAACAAUGAAGUCAGGGUCUUCGACAUAUUAUAAGUCACUUUAUUUUGCACUUUUGUUAAAUAUAAAUAAGACUAUAUUUUUGCACUUUCUGUGA
Ctenocephalides felis (cat flea) is the source of this 903-nucleotide messenger RNA. RefSeq names its product chymotrypsin-1-like. The transcript has a single exon. Gene Ontology annotation, biological process: proteolysis. Gene Ontology annotation, molecular function: serine-type endopeptidase activity. Bases 1 to 903 code for a protein of 300 amino acids. The record is from RefSeq and is a predicted model, not a curated record. NCBI's taxonomy places the organism in Eukaryota, Metazoa, Arthropoda, Insecta, Siphonaptera, Pulicidae.